Molecule: messenger RNA, 3815 nt
Organism: Musca domestica (house fly)
Lineage: Eukaryota; Metazoa; Arthropoda; Insecta; Diptera; Muscidae
Gene: pdm3
Product: platelet binding protein GspB
Exons: 9
Coding region: 59-3580 (1173 amino acids)
Biological process (GO): regulation of transcription by RNA polymerase II
Molecular function (GO): RNA polymerase II cis-regulatory region sequence-specific DNA binding; DNA-binding transcription factor activity, RNA polymerase II-specific
Source: RefSeq, a predicted model, not a curated record
UGACAAAGAGAUACCUCCACACAAAAUCAACUCCCCCUUGGGCAACAACAUCAACGACAUGCCAAUCCAUUUCAAUGGACCUCGUCUGGAUAAUGAAGAUGAAAAUAAUGAUGAGGAUGCCUCGGCCACCGAAGAUGACAAGGAUCAUCUGAAGGAAUUGGAAUUUUACAAGAAUUUAGCCAAGGCCGCAACGCUGGCCUCUCAGAACAAUAAUAACAACAAUACCAGUAAUAAUAAUUUAGAUAAAUCACCAAUACCUCAACAUUUGCACGAAGCAUCAAAUAAUCUACACCCCUCACCGCCACCCUCACCGGAACCCAUGCAAAUUGAUGUGGAUCCCCAUCUGCAUCAUCAUCAUCACCAACACCAUCAGUUACAUCGUGCCAAAGAAGAGGAUAUGCAACAGCAUGAAGAUGACAUGGCCUUAAUGCAUCAUGAGGAUCACCACAUGUCGGAGGUGGAUGCCGAGUUGGCCGACCACCAAUCAUCGGAACAGGCCAAGGCAUUGGCUGCGGCAGCCGCUGCGGCCCAGGCUCAUCUGAAUGGAACUAUUUCUUCCCCCUAUUCCGUUCUAGUGCAAGAAAUGUUAAAUUUACAAAAAUUGCAAAGUCUCUCCUCGUCAUUCCAACAAGAACAGGCCAUGGCCGGCAAUAAUGCCGCCACAGCGGCCGCUUUGGCCAGUCUGCAAGGUUUGGCAGCGGGGAUACAGGCCACAGCGGCGGCAGCUGCUCUCAACUCACCGCUGAAUUUGAGUGUGGCCAGCAGUGGAGGCAGUGGCAUUCCUACAUCUAUGGCUUCGGAGUUGCUGGGUAGCAGUCACAAAGUUAUGGCUCAUAUGGCGGAGUCGGCGGGCGGCAGUAAUGCCGGAGAUGGCCAGAAUCAAAGGAGUGCCUCUUCACCCAAUCAUGCUGGCAAUAGCCUGGCGGGUGGGGGACAAUCAACGGCUUCAUCGUCACAAAAUGCUUUGGCCAAUGCCCUGAGUAAUGCGGCAGCAGCAGCGGCGGCUGCGGCCCAGGGUACAGCGGCCACGGCCUCGCCACCACCCCAGCUGCAGGCACCACCGGCCAGUGCACAAAUGCCCCAGCUAAUCCUGGCCUCGGGCCAAUUGGUGCAAGGGGUCCAGGGGGCCCAGCUGCUGAUACCCACAGCCCAAGGCAUUGCUGUGCAGACCAUCCUCACCAUACCGGUGAGUCCUCAGGUGAACACCAACGAACAAUUCCUAUCAAACUUUGGAGCAUUUGCUGGCUUCCAUCAGCAACAAACGCCACCGCCUCCACCACCACCCCAGCCCCAGCUGCUGGCCGGUGCAGCGCCUCACUUGUCAGCCUCCUUGGCUGCCCUGCAUCAAGCACCCACCUUGCCCCAGCUUGCCCCAGGUCCCACGAAUUUACUCAAACCCAAUCUUUUCUCAAACGGUGUACAACAGCUGUUGGCUGCCCUGCAUCCGGAGCUUUUUGCCGCCGCCGCAGCCAAUCAUCAUCACCACCAACAACAGCAGCACCAACAACAACAACACUCCCAACAGCAGCAACAACAUGCCCAACAAUUGGCCGCCCACCAUCAUGACAUGCAUUUGCGUUCGGCCGCCAACGAUCGCUCCCCGCCCUCCUCGCCAACAAAUAGUACAAAAGCUGCCGCAGCAGCUGCAGCCGCCGCAGCUGCCGCCUUUCAUUUGCAAUCCCAGCUACAGAUCAAAGCCGAAACCCAACCUCAUCUACAUCCACAUCAUCAUGCGGCCGCAGCAGCGGCUGCCUUGCAUCACCACACCCAGGCCCUGAGGCAUGCCGAGGGUUUGGCCUCACCCAAGCUGGACUGUAAAUCGAAAAUAAGUCUCAGCUCGGAUGACAAUGAUGAUUUGCCGCUGGCGCGUCAUCAAUUCGGCAGUCAUCAUCGUUUGGGUAAUGCCUCCAGCUCACCGCGGCCAUCUUCAAGUACUUCCAGCAGCUUGGCUCUGAGAGAGCGGGAGGUCAGGGAACAAUUGUCACUGAAACUAAGUCCCUCGCGAUCGGUAAGCAGUAAUGCCGGACCAAGCGGCAUGAAUUUAAGUCAAAUGGGCAGUGAGAGGGAAAAGGAGAGGGAAAGAGAACGAGAACGCGAGAGAGAAAGAGAACGAGAGCGUGAAAGAGAACGUGAACGUGACAGAGAACGCGAACGCGACAGAGAACGUGAGCGUGAACGUGAACGCGAAGAGAAACGUGAACGUGAGGGCUUCAGGGAACGCGAACGGGAGCGUAUACGUGCCGCCUCACCCGCCACCCUUAAUGCCCGCAGUGCCGCUGCAGCCCUGGCCAAAGAGGCUGCCUCGGUGGGGCAAUGCCAUUCCUCGACUUCUUCAUCUUCAAACAACUGCAACGAAAGAGGCUAUUCAUCACCUGCAGGCUCAUCCGCAAGUAACCAAAUAUACCGGGCCCAUUCGCCCCACAUGUCCCAUCAUUCGCUGGGUCGGCAAACGCCCCAUACCAUAUCGCUGGACUCGCCACAUGAAAGAGAUUAUCUGGGCAAUGGUGGCCAUCUGGCGGCCUCGGCAUCCAACACAACGGCAACCUCCACGGCCAAUGUACUUAGUGGUAUGAAUAGACUCUCCUCCUCCAACGGCGAGCUGAGCAUAUCAAAGUCCUCCCAUGGCCCCUCAACUGCAACCGUCAGCGGCCUAUCGGUGUCACCAACCCCCAUUGCGGGACCAAACAUGUCUUCAAACAAUGCCUCCACCUCCACAUCGUCAUCGGCCUCGUCGAUGCAUCACCAGCAGCAGCCACAUCAUUCAAUGCAUUCCAUGAAAAUGUCUCCUACCACCAGUGCGGUGCUGCAACAGCAAAGAGAGCGUGAACGUGAAAGGGAGCGAGAACGCGAACGUGAUCGUGAGAGGGAUCACAUGGGUGAUCUGCCGCCACCACCGCCAGCCAUGUCACCCAACGGCACGGAGGGUUCCAUUGGAGCCCAUGAUCUGCUAAUGGAUUCACCGAAUGAGCCCACCAUCAAUCAGGCCACCACUAAUAUGGUUGAUGGCAUUGAUCUAGAUGAAAUUAAAGAAUUUGCCAAAGCAUUUAAGUUAAGACGUUUAUCAUUGGGCCUAACCCAGACCCAGGUGGGUCAGGCCCUAUCUGUUACCGAGGGUCCAGCAUACAGUCAAAGUGCCAUAUGCAGUGCAUUAGCCGCACAAAUGUACGCUGCUCAACUCUCGUCUCAACAGCAAAACAUGUAUGUUGAAAACGGAAAAAAUAAGUUCGAAAAGCUGGAUAUAACACCAAAGAGCGCUCAGAAAAUCAAACCCGUUCUCGAGCGUUGGAUGAAAGAGGCCGAAGAGAGUCACUGGAAUCGUUUCAAGUCGGGCCAAAACCAUCUAACCGAUUACAUUGGCGUUGAACCAUCAAAGAAACGCAAACGACGUACCUCGUUUACACCGCAAGCCUUGGAGCUUUUGAAUGCUCAUUUUGAGCGCAAUACCCAUCCAUCGGGAACCGAAAUUACCGGCCUGGCCCAUCAAUUAGGCUAUGAACGUGAAGUUAUACGCAUUUGGUUCUGUAAUAAACGUCAAGCUCUCAAAAACACCGUACGCAUGAUGUCCAAAGGUAUGGUGUAAGUCGUCGUCGUCACACCCAUUACACCAUUAUCAAACUGGGAGAGUAGGGAAUUUGAGAGAGCGUCCUUUCCUGCAGUGGACUACCAUCAACAGCCAGCCAUCUGAACAAAAACAAAAUUACAAGGGAAACAUAGCUAUUCCAAUCAUAUAAAUUUUGUAUAGAAAAAAAUAUUAGAAUAAUAAUUCUUCAUAUGUAUUCUUCAAGUUUUGAAAAAAAAGGAAAGAGAGAGCUUUG